UUGAUCGUCGAGGAGCAGCACAGCACAGCUGUGUAUUCGCUUUUCGAAAAUCCUCCUCUCGGCCUUGGUCGGCUCUUGACCUGUUGCCCCAUUGAUUCACAUUCAAAUACCGCCAUAGCCGAGCAAUGUCAUGGUUGGCUCGCUCAAUCGCCGACUCCCUCCGAAUCGACGACGACGGCGACGAUGAAGACCAAACCGACAACGACAACCACCACGCCGCACCAAUCGACCGGCACACCGAGAGCGAAGACGAAGAUGAAGAAGACGACGAUCGAGCAGGCCGUGGGGUUAGAGAGGAUCUAUCCGAAUUGAGGCAAACCCUAACUCGCCAACUAUGGGGCGUCGCCAAUUUUCUCGCACCGCCUCCGCCGCCGCCGCCGCCUCGUCCGGCAACAGCGUCCCGCCCCAUCCAUCGACUGGUUUCCGACCGCGUCCGGCAGGAGCCGUCGGAUCAGUCAUGUUCCGGCGAGGAUGGCCUGGGUUCAGUGGGAAUUUCCCGACCUCCUGGAUCAGACAGAGAUGGAUCUAUGACUGGAUUUUCCGAUCGGUCAACUGAUCAAUUGGAAUCGGAAAUUUGGAUUACGGGUUCGAAUUUUCCGCGAUACGAAGAGGAGGAUGACGAUCCGAUCCGGGAUGCCGUUGGUAUUACCCAGGAGGUGUUAGCGUUCGCAAUGAAUAUCGCGCAUCAUCCAGAAACAUGGUUGGAUUUUCCUUUGGAGGAAGAAGACGACAUUGAUGAUUUUGAUUUGUCCGAUGCACAGCAUAAGCAUGUGUUGGCUAUUCAACAUCUGACCCGUAGGUUAGCUGCUCUCAGAAUUGAACUUUGCCCUGCUCACAUGAGUGAGAGCUACUUUUGGAAGGUUUAUUUUGUUCUCUUGCACUCCAGACUCAAUAAAUAUGAUGCUGAAAUCCUGUCCACACCCCAGGUUGAGGCUGCAAGGGCUAUGUGGAUGCAAGAACUACAAAAGCGAACCAAAAAGGAAACAGGCUGGCUUAGAAGGGGCAGUUCGUACCUAAGAGAUAGUGGUGAUGCAUGGCAGGAGAAAGUAGACGAUGCUGCAUCCGAUGAAGAUCCUGGAAACAUGUCGGUCCAGACAUUUGCUUUUGAACCUCCUACUUACUCUGUGACCAGAGAGUUUGAGAAGUACUCUGUUGCAAGUACAGAGGUCCACGUUGUCGACAAGUCUGUUAUUGAAGAGGAGCCAUUGACAAAGACGAAGGAUAAGGAUGUCGUGGCUGGUCCAUCCUUGAAAGCAGUAGUCCAGAAUUAUAAGGAUGACGAUGAAGAUGAGGAUGAUGAUUGGCUUAAAGAAGAUUCAGAUUUAGAUGGGUACGAUGGCACUGCGACCCUCUUGGGAGAUGAUGAAGAUGUGUCAUUCAGUGAUCUUGAAGCUGACGACGACUGCACGAUGCCUGUGAAAUCCAAUGUAGUCUCGACAGGUUCAGAGACACCGGCCAAAGCCUCAAGAAGUUAUAGCUCCGGCUAGCACGAGCACCACUGUUUUGUCAGGGAGUGAUUCACCACGCUAUUGGGGCCCGAGAAGCGUCUGACAUUUCUGUCAGUUGUAGCUUUGCAGUGGUGAUUCAGGGGGCUCCAUUUUUCAUGAUCUGUGGGCAACCCAAGUUGCCAGUGAAGGAAGGACAUGCUGCUUGGUUGCAUAGGUAUUAGAAUGGUAUGGAAUGGAGACAGCAUGCCAUGUAUAUCUGAGUUGGCUCGUUGGGGCAACCUCUAUUGUGAAAAGAGUGUGAAGAGUGGGUUACUUUUGAAGCCAAGGCUCAAGAGUAUCAGUUAGAAGAUUGAUAUUGAUUCUUUCUUUCUUUCUUUCUUCUUUUUGCUGUUUCCUCGAUUGUAAUUGAAGUUGGUGAAUAUUAUUCUCUGGCGUCUGGAGAAGAAAGGCUGCAUAGAGAGAGAAAUUUGCUUAAUUUAUUAUACAGAAAGUUGAUUCUCA
This is a messenger RNA of Diospyros lotus (date-plum), 1949 nucleotides long. RefSeq lists its product as uncharacterized. Bases 126 to 1487 code for a protein of 453 amino acids. NCBI's taxonomy places the organism in Eukaryota, Viridiplantae, Streptophyta, Magnoliopsida, Ericales, Ebenaceae. The record is from RefSeq and is a predicted model, not a curated record. The transcript has 3 exons.